AUGUCCGCCGACGCCGCCCCCAUAACCUUCACGCGCUUCUCCAAAGCCCUCGAAGACCUCUCCGUCGAAUCGCUCUACGCCAAGUACUCCGAGCUCACCAACCAACUCACACACCUCGAAUCGAGCAACAAGCAGCUCGAGGAGUUUGCGCGCGAAAACGACGACCGCGACUGCUACGAGGCGCUGAUGGAGAACAAACAGGUUAUGAAGAGGUUCGAGGAGCGGAGGGAGGCGAUCAAGAAUGAGGUCAAGGAUGUGAGGGGUCUGCCGUGGAGGCCGCGGGAGGAGGAGAAGGUAGAUGGUGCUGCGACGAACGGCAGUGUGGCUCCGGCGACGAAUGGUACCGCGGCUGAAGAACAGAGGAAUGGUGAUGCGCCGGCGCCUGAGGGUGACGAUGGCGUCUAUCUUUGA
Molecule: messenger RNA, 411 nt
Organism: Alternaria ethzedia
Lineage: Eukaryota; Fungi; Ascomycota; Dothideomycetes; Pleosporales; Pleosporaceae
Exons: 1
Coding region: 1-411 (136 amino acids)
Biological process (GO): proteasome regulatory particle assembly
Molecular function (GO): protein-macromolecule adaptor activity
Source: RefSeq, a predicted model, not a curated record